AUGUAUUUCGACAGUGAAGGAUCUCCUGACCUGUAUAAGGACCUGUAUCUACAGGACAUUCACUGCGUCAGCUCUCUGUGUAAGGCGUAUUUCAGAGAGCUGCCCAACCCUCUGCUCACAUACGAGCUGUACGACCGCUUCGCCGACGCAGUGGCGAUUCAGCUGGAGGACGAGCGGCUGGUGAAGAUUAAAGAGGUUCUGAAGGAUUUACCAGCUCUUCAUUACAGGACUCUGGAGUAUUUGAUGCGUCAUCUGGUCAAGAUGUCCACUUUCGCCUCUCAGACCAACAUGCACUCCAGAAACCUGGCCAUCGUCUGGGCCCCGAACCUCCUCAGAUCGAAGGACAUCGAGUCGACCGGUUUUAACGGCACCGCGGCGUUCAUGGAGGUUCGGGUUCAGUCCAUCGUGGUGGAGUUCAUUCUCACUCACGUGGCCGAGGUUUUCUCAGGAACCGGAUUGUCUGUGGAGCGCAGGAAGUCCCUGCCGUCUCCCUCAAUACUGUCCACUCAGGACGAUCAUUUCUUCAAGUCUCUACCGUUACACUGUCCAGGAAACCUCAGUCCAGGAGACGGACCUCCAGCCAUGCGGUCGUAUCACGCUAUUAUUGACGGCACUGACAAGAGGAAGGGCUCCCUCAAAGGAAGGAAGUGGAAAUCCAUCUUUAAUUUGGGCGGAAGACUCCAAGAUCCGCGCAAGAAGAACAAAUACUGUCCUAAAGAUAAAGAGAAGACGGGUCUGAGGCCGGCGAAGAGCAUGGACUCUCUGAGCUCAGGUCCUUAUGCACUAGACGAGUCCAAACAUCAUCCUCCUCUGGUUCUGUCCACGGUGUCAGGCAGCUCAGAGGGCGUGGCUUCUGCCGGCGGGGGCGUGUCCAGUGGAUACGCGGUGACCUACAGGCGAACGGGCGGAGCUCAGGUCAGCAUGGUGAGUGGAGGGACUCCAGGAACUUAUAACCGUCUGGAGUCUGGGGGCGGAGCCGAGGGUGUGUUGCAGGGCGUGGCCAGAUCGCCCGGAAUGACCAGCAAAGCAGACCGGCGCGCCGGGAUACACAUAUCAGGGCCAUUUUCUGUAACCGUCCCGCUUCAUAUAACGUCUGGACUGGCUCUGGGUGUCCUGCACGGUGGCUGGAACGACAAGGAACAAACUCUGCAAGGAGACGAAGCAGAAGAUGAGGAAUUUAGGAGCACAGAAACAGAGACUGAGUCCACAGAUGGGAAUCCACAGAGCAAAAAUUAUGAUGUUCAAGAGAGUGAAAGAGAAACUAAUAGUUAUGUGAAAAGUCAGGUGGAUUGUGGGAAGGAUAUGGCAGAGAUUACAAAAAAGGAGAAUGACAUGCCAGAAAAAGGAGAUGCAUCGAAUGCCAAAGAAGCAGAGAAAGAAAAUCUGAGUCAGAAUCAAGAGUCUAUGAAGGAAAAUGUAGAAGAUACACAACCACAAAGCAAAGAGGAAACCACAGAAGAGGAUUACAUGGACAUGAGAGGAAACCUCCAUCAGGAACCCGACAGUCCACACUUCUAUGAGGACAUGGAGUUUCCAGACCCAGAUCUGCCACUGGAUUUUCAGGAAGCAUUUGGGUUCCUGGAUUCGAUGGACAGCUGUACUGCAAACCAGGUUGAGUUCUCAGUCGAGGCGCCUUGUUUUGAGGAGGAAUAUGAGGAUGAGGAGGAUGAAAACAAGGACAGUCUGUCGCAAAACUGCACUAAUGAGCAUCAAACACAGUCCUUCACACACAGGCCUCUUCCUGGAAAAUCACACAGCCUGCCGUAUAAGUGCCGCCCCUUCCUGCCGACCCCAUCAUUAUCCUCAGAUGACGAGUACAGCCCUGCUGAUGAUGAUAAUGAUGACGAGUCUGAUAAAGGUUCUGAAUAUGAGGACAUGUUUUGUCAGAGUCUCCCAGCCUGUCGGGAUUUCCAGGGACUGUCUUGGUUGAGUCCACAAACCACCGCUGACUCGUCUACUAGCAACGAUGUAGAUCUUCACACUAGUAACCAAUCAAACGCACUUCCUCCAGAGAACAAUAAUGAUGCACAAUCCAUCGACCAAUCAGAAGACACGAUUCCUGCAGCUUCUGCAUCGACAGACAGACGUGAACCUGCUUUUGAUCCAUCACUUUGUGAAGAACAUCUCAGUUCAGCUGUAUUAAAGACAGAUGAAGUGUGUAUGGAUGAAAAGAAGAACGAUGAGAGAGAUUCAAAGAAUGUGGAGAAUGAUAAACACACACUGAUAAGAGAAGAUGAUCUAGAGAGUGAAGCCAGUGAAGAAGACACUUAUUUUGGACCGGACUCGAUUCCUUCUUCACCAGAACCCGACCAAACUGAGACCGACAGCACCAGCGUUCCUGAGCCCAUCCCAGCACUGUCUCCAGCUGAAGAUGCUCAGCAGGUGCUGGAUGCUGACGGUUACCAUGGUAACAGUGAGGUAACCAUCACAGAUGAGCUCAAGGAUGCAGACCGCGUCUCGCUGACUCCUCAAGACCAACCGCCAGAGGAACAAACACUGAUUAUCCACCAAACAAAGACCGAAGAGGGUCAAGCGGUGGAGGCUGAGAAGAGAGCGGAAACGGAAGUUAUAGUGGAGUUGGAAAAAUGCAGGGAAAAUGAAGGAGAAGAGUGUGAGAACAACAACAAAACAGACGCAGGUGAAGGAAAUUGUGAAGAUGCUGAAGAAGAUGCAAAACCUGGCUCUGCAGAGGAAUGUAGUGAUGGGAACGGAGAACAAAAACAAGUGAACACUUCUGAAAGAAAAGAGGAUUUCAAGGAAAAUAGUGGAGAUUGUGAGGAAAAUGCAAAUGAUGGACCUGAAGAAGUUGCCAGAAGACAAGAUUUAGAGAAAAACAGUGGAGAAUGUGAAGAAGGAGAUGAAGGACACGCAAAAGAAGGAGAACAAGAAGCUAAAAGACAAGAAGAUUUAGAGGAAAAUAGUGAAGAAUCUGAGAAGGUAGAUGAGGAACAUACAAAAGACAAAAACGAAGCUGAAAGACAAGAAUAUUUAGAGGAGAAUAGUGGAGAUUGUGAGGAAAAUGCAAAAGAUGGAUCUAAAGAAGAAGCCAAAAGACAAGAUUUUGAGAAAAGCAGUGGAGAAUGUGAAGAAGGAGAUGAAGGACACACAAAAGAAGGAGAACAAGAAGCUAAAAGACAAGAAGUUUUAAAGGAGAAUAAUGGAGAAUCUGAGAAGGUAGAUGAGGAACAUACAAAAGAAGGAGAACAAAACAAAAACGAAGCUGAAAGACAAGAAGAUUUAGAGAGAAAAAAUGGAGAAUGUGAGGAAAAUGCAAAUGAUGGACCUAAAGAAGGAGAACAAUACAGAAACGAAGCUGAAAGACAAGAAGAUUUCGAGGAAAAUAGUAAAGAAAAUGCAAAUGAUGGACCUGAGGAAGAAGCCAAAAGACAAGAUUUAGAGAAAAACAGUGAAGAAUCUGAGAAGGUAGAUGAGGAACAUACAAAAGACCAAAACGAAGCUGAAAGACAAGAAGGUUUAGAGGAAAGCCAUGAAGGAAACUCUGAGGAGGACGUGAACGUAAAAACAGAAAGUUCUGUUGAGGGAGAUCUUUCUCCUGAAGGUGGAGAUGAUCCUGAGAAGUCCACACUCGUGCAGCGUCCAGACGAGAUGCAACACGAACAAACAGAAAGCAAAGAGACGGAAGAGGAGACGUCUGAUCAGAUCUCAGCGGCGCCUCGCAAACGCAAACCUGCGAAUCCCACCAAAGCGGUUCCUGCCGUCCCUCCCAAACCUCAGACCUCCAAACUCACGGCGUUCACGCUCAGAAAACAGCUUCAGCACAGACAACACGACGAUAAAGAGGCGCAGGCAACCGACCAAGAACAUGGAGCAGAAACUAAAACGCCGCAGAGAGAAAGCGCGGGGAACUGUAAAACACAGCCGAGACGCGCCGAUGUGGACGGGACGAGGCUGGACUCCGAGGGUCCCACAGAGAGACGGGAAGCAUGGGACGCAGACAGAGAGGCCAAGAGGAACAGCGGCAUCAGCAUGUGUUUCGAUGAAGCCGUGGCUCGAGCCACAGAGAAGAGGAGCCGAGAGAGAGAGAGCACAGAGAGACUAUCAGGAGCGCAGUGGGACAGAGAGUGCCGGAAAGACGGGAAAACUGACUGACUUGAGAGCAAACCUGUAAAAUAUUACGUGCAAAAAAAGGUGUUCACAUUUUCUUUCAAUAUACUCAUUUUCACACACACACACACACACACAUAUAUAUAUAUAUAUAUGGGGUUAGAAGGUUUGUAUAGCUGAGAAGUGCAUCUCAAAUGUGACCCUGGACCAAAAAAACAGUCUUAAGUAUAAAUUUUUCGAAAUUGAGAU
Messenger RNA from Sinocyclocheilus grahami, 4314 nucleotides. It is a transcript of the gene arhgap30, whose product is annotated as Rho GTPase activating protein 30. NCBI's taxonomy places the organism in Eukaryota, Metazoa, Chordata, Actinopteri, Cypriniformes, Cyprinidae. Gene Ontology annotation, biological process: small GTPase-mediated signal transduction. The transcript is spliced from 12 exons. Gene Ontology annotation, molecular function: GTPase activator activity. The coding region runs from base 1 to 4110 and encodes 1369 amino acids. The record is from RefSeq and is a predicted model, not a curated record.